AUGGGCCUCAGGGAGCGUCGCCGUCGUCUUCUUGGUGCGUACAUGGUGGCGGCGGUGAGGCGUCCAAGCCGUGCCCAGCUCGGUGCGCUCGUCGACGGAGAACGGCAAACACAUAGCCACCUUGCUGCCACUGCUACAAGUGAUGAAGAAACAAGAACAUUGGAGACUCUGAGGACGGGUCGCCCCACAAAUGCUCACCUUGCUGCCAUGGUUGCAAGUGAAGAAAAAAGAGGAUUGGAGACUCUGAUGAUGGGUCGCCCCACAAAUCCUCUGCAUACCUCGCCAACAGUAGCGGGGAAAUUCACGAUGGAGGCCCCGUGCAAGCUCGGCAACAUGUUAGAUGCGAGCCCGAUUCACAAUUCCCGUGGGAUGCACGACCCAGUGGAGGUCGAGGGACUCCUCUGCUCCGAUGCCCCUUCUGAGAUCCGUCCUCGUGCUCAGCUCACUGGUGCGGCACUCAUCGAUGGAGAACGGCGAACCCAUCGCCGCGCUGUCUCUCAGCUCCGCGACCCAUCAGGUGCAUUGGCCUCAUGGAGGGACGACUCCCCUGUGUUCUGCAAGUGGCAUGGGGUGACAUGCCGCAGCAGACAGCAGGCAUCUCAAGUCACUGCACUGGAUCUCGAAUCCGAGAACAUCGCUGGCAAUAUAUUCCCUUGCGUUGCCAACCUCAGCUUCCUUGAAAGGAUCCACAUGCCCAACAACCAGCUCGAUGGCCAGACUUCUCCUGACAUCAGCCGGCUAACCCAGCUUCAGUACCUCAACCUCAGCAUGAACUCCCUUCGCGGUGAGAUACCAGAGGCAAUAUCCGCAUGUUCACGUCUUGAGACAAUCGACCUUGAUAGCAAUUCCCUCCAAGGUGAGAUCCCUCCAAGCCUUGCUCGGUGCUCAUCCCUUCAGACUGUUAUUCUUGGCUACAACGAUCUUCAGGGAAGCAUCCCUCCACAGCUUGGCCUGCUUCCCAGUCUCUACACGCUGUUUCUCCCCAGCAAUAAUCUCACAGGAAGCAUUCCUGAAUUUCUUGGGCAGAGCAAAAACCUGACAUGGGUGAAUCUUCAGAAUAACAGCCUUACUGGUGGGAUACCCCGUGCUCUGUUCAACUGCACGUCUCUUUAUUACAUAGAUCUCUCACACAAUGCUCUUUCCGGGUCUGUCCCGCCUUUCUUGCAGGCAUCUUCCUUUGCACUGUAUUACCUUAGCUUAUACCAAAAUAAUCUCUCUGGAGAGAUUCCUAGCUCACUUAGUAAUCUUUCCUCCCUAGCUUUCUUACUGCUUUCCUAUAACAGUUUACAAGGGAUGAUUCCAGAGAGCUUAGGUAAGCUUAAAACCCUGCAAGCACUAGACCUCAGCUAUAACAACUUGUCAGGCACCAUUGCACCUGCACUUUAUAACAUCUCCUCCCUUACUUUUCUUGGACUUGGGGCCAACCAACUUGUCGGUACGCUUCCCGCCAGUAUCGGCAACACCCUUACAAGCAUCACACAGUUGAUAUUGGAAGGGAGCAGGUUUGAAGGUCCAAUUCCAGCUUCACUGGCCAAUGCCACAAAAUUGCAAUAUCUAGAUCUCCGUAGCAACGCAUUCACAGGUGUUAUUCCUUCACUGGGAUCCCUGACCUUGUUGAGUUACCUAGAUCUAGGUGCAAAUAGGCUUGAAGCUGGAGAUUGGUCCUUCAUGUCCUCUCUAGUCAACUGCACACAGUUAAAGAAUUUAUGGUUAGAUAGAAACAACCUCCAAGACACGCUUGGGAACCUCCAAAACCUGUCCAUUCUGACCAUAUCCAAAAACCAACUUUCUGGAGAAAUCCCAAGAUCAAUUGGGAAGUUAGAGCAGCUUACUGAACUCCUUUUCGAGGAAAAUAAUUUGACCGGGCUCAUACCUUCUAGUUUAGAGGGCUGCAAACAACUGACAACACUCAAUCUUUCUUCCAAUAGCUUGUACGGAGGCAUUCCACGGGAACUGUUUUCGAUAUCUACACUUUCUGUUGGCUUCGACUUGUCCAAUAACAAACUCACUGGAGACAUACCACUUGAGAUUGGUGGAUUGAUCAAUCUGAAUUCACUUAGUCUUUCCAACAAUCGAUUAUCAGGUGAGAUCCCCUCCACACUUGGUCAGUGCCUUCUUUUGGAGUCACUCCAUUUAGAAGCAAAUAAUCUGCAAGGAAGCAUCCCAGAUUCUUUCAUCAACUUAAAAGGCAUCACUUUGAUGGAUCUUUCACAGAAUAACUUGUCUGGUAGAAUUCCUGAACUUUUGGAGUCACUUAGCUCUUUACAGAUUCUAAAUCUAUCCUUCAAUGACCUUGAGGGCCCUGUCCCUGGAGGCGGCAUCUUUGCUAAACCAAAUGAAGUGUACAUCCAAGGAAACAAUAAGUUGUGUGCAACGUCUCCUGAUCUACAUGUACCACUGUGCUUGACAUCAAGACCCCAAAGAAAGAAGCAUGCCUACAUUUUAGCUGUUCUGGUUUCACUUGCUAGUGUAGCUGCAGUCACAAUGCCAUGUGUUGCUGUCAUUAUUUUGAAGAAGAGAAGGAAAGGAAAGCAGCUAACCAACCAAUCAUUAAAGAAGCUAAAGAAUUUCUCGUAUGGUGAUUUAUUCAAAGCAGCAGAUGGUUUCUCUCCUAACAGUCUUGUUGGAUCCGGAAGAUUUGGAUUGGUGUACAAAGGUCAAUUCAAGGUUGAAGAAUGUGCAGUUGCCAUAAAGGUAUUCAGGCUCGACCAAUUUGGAGCACCAAGCAACUUCCUUUCUGAAUGUGAGGCAUUGAGAAACAUUCGCCAUCGGAAUCUUAUAAGAGUGAUUAGUGUAUGUUCAACGUUUGAUCCAACUGGAAAUGAAUUCAAAGCACUCAUUCUUGAGUACAUGGUAAAUGGUAACCUAGAAAGCUGGCUCCAUCAGAAAGAGUACACAAAAAACACAAAAAGACCAUUGAGUUUAGGCACACGAAUAGCAAUAGCUGUGGAUAUUGCUGCUGCAUUGGACUAUCUUCAUAAUCGAUGCACUCCUCCUUUGGUACACCGUGAUCUGAAACCAAGCAAUGUCCUUUUGAAUGAUGAAAUGGUUGCAUCUCUCAGUGAUUUCGGUCUUGCAAAGUUUCUUUCUGUUGACUUCUCAACAGGAUUCAAUAAUUCAUUGAUUGCUUUAGGACCAAGAGGAUCUAUCGGUUACAUUGCACCAGAGUAUGGCGUGGGGUGCAAAAUCUCAGUUGAGGGUGACAUCUACAGCUAUGGAAUUAUUCUGCUGGAGAUUAUUACAGGAAGGCGACCAACUGAUGACAUGUUUAAGGAUGGUGUAAACAUCCGCAACUUUGUGGAGUCAUCACUUCCACUGAAUAUCCAUAACAUUUUAGAAGGUGAGGACGGAGGACAGGAAAUGGUUGAAAUGCAGCACUGUGCCAUGCAACUCGCAAAUCUUGGUCUAAAAUGUUCUGAGAUGUCACCCAAGGAUCGGCCAAGAACAGAGGAGGUUUAUGCUGAAAUGUUGGCCAUCAAAGAAGAAUUUUCAACAUUGUGCUCAUUGGGAAGUGUAUCUAUGUUACUGUAA
Molecule: messenger RNA, 3531 nt
Organism: Miscanthus lutarioriparius
Lineage: Eukaryota; Viridiplantae; Streptophyta; Magnoliopsida; Poales; Poaceae
Source: the annotation of a GenBank genome assembly